UAGAGCCAUAUCCAUCUUUCUCUGCGUAUUCGGAGAGGAAGAACCGGUUAAAGGUGAAAUAUGGGAUUCGCAGUAGUGGUGGUGAUGAUCAUUGCAGCCUCGGUGAUAGCGGGUUGCACCAAUAACAUGGCAGUGUUGGCUUGGGAUGAACCCCACAUCAUUCACGUGGCUGGAAAAGUGCUGUGCCAGGAUUGUACCCAGGGUUGGAACGAAUGGAUUAGUGGUGGCAACCCGAUCAAAGGAGUCAAGGUGUCUCUAACGUGCAUGGACAAGAGAAGCAGGGUUGUGUAUUAUACAAGUGACGCUACAGAUGAGUUGGGGCAAUACGAAAUAACCGUGAACAAGUAUGUCAACGGCAAGGAACUGUAUACGAAGGGGUGCACAGUGAGGUUGGUGUCAUCCCCAGACAAUGUUUGCAAUAUCCUUACUGACUUUGGUGGUGGAAACUCCGGCAUCAAGCUCAGCCGCCCAACAUCCAUGUAUCGUGGUUUGAUCAAACACUUGCUCAAACCUUUGUAUUAUACGACUCCUAUGUGUGAUAAGCCGGACACCGAUAACUCUGAUUCUGAAUACAAAGAUGCACAAGGACAACGAGGCCACUACCAAUAAAUGGCAAUGUACUUUCUUUGUUCCCCAUUUCUUUCCCUUCGUUAUCUGUUAUUUUCCCCUUUCCCAUUUUUUUUUUUUGGUAACUCCCUUUCCCAUUUAUAAACUCUUGCAAGAAAGUGUUUAGCGUGUGUCAAGAAAAUAAAAUAAAAAAGAAAUUAAUAUACCGAAAAUUUAGUAAUUUCAAGCUAUAUAACGUUUCAUCGUCCAAAAUAAUAAUAAAAAAAAAACAGAAAAAAAAAGAGCGAGCUGUUAUAAUGUUCCCCAUCUGUAACGGAUGGCACUAUCCAAACGACUAUAAAUUUAAUAUAAUUGGUGCCAAACAGCAU
Arachis ipaensis is the source of this 935-nucleotide messenger RNA. RefSeq names its product Pollen Ole e 1 allergen and extensin family protein. NCBI's taxonomy places the organism in Eukaryota, Viridiplantae, Streptophyta, Magnoliopsida, Fabales, Fabaceae. Gene Ontology annotation, cellular component: cell periphery. The record is from RefSeq and is a predicted model, not a curated record.